Molecule: messenger RNA, 2017 nt
Organism: Oreochromis niloticus (Nile tilapia)
Lineage: Eukaryota; Metazoa; Chordata; Actinopteri; Cichliformes; Cichlidae
Exons: 1
Coding region: 399-1874 (491 amino acids)
Cellular component (GO): cytosolic small ribosomal subunit
Molecular function (GO): RNA binding; structural constituent of ribosome
Source: RefSeq, a predicted model, not a curated record
UAGCAGCGGCACUGCCCAUUACCCACACAAGGUCCAAACCUCCUUUUCUCGGCUCUGUUUGGAUCCUUUUGGUUUCUGUUUGCAUCCUGUGUGCACACACCCCUUUAGAUUCUCCUCCUCUCUUCCCUCUCGCCUCUCAUCCACACUGUUUCUGUUUCGACUGGGGACUGACAAGGUAGGAGGGGUUCUGAGCAUCGCUGUUUCUCCAUGCUGACUCAUGAUGACAACUGGGUAGAUAAAUGCUUCAUCAAAGUGAAUCCAAAAUAAUGUAGAAUUAAGAAUUUUUAACAGGUCUUCUUUGUGAUAUGUUUCUCCAUGCAAAUACUGCGCAUUGAAGUGCUUAUAGUAUCUGAAGAAGGAAUUCCUUGAGGAUCUCAAAGAACACAAAGGAAGACAUAAUGGUGGCUGGAAUGGUAAUGCCAUUAGCCAAUCUGAAAGCAAUCUACGAGCUUCUCUUCAAAGAUGGCGUCAUUGUGGUUAAGAAGGACAGGCGGCCACAGUCCAUGCAUCCUGAUCUCAAUGGGGUGAAUAACCUAAAGGUGAUCCGUGCCGUGGGCUCUCUCAAAACUAAAGGCUACGUCAGGGAGACUUUUGCCUGGAAACAUGCCUAUUAUUAUCUCACCAAUGAAGGAAUUGGGUACCUGCGAGAUUACCUGCACCUGCCUCCAGAAAUCAUGCCUAGAACCCUUCAUCGCAUUUGUCGCCCUGGAUCUUCUGCUCGAGUCCAAAAAGUGAAAGGCCCGAGAUCUUCCAUUUCAGAACUGAAGGCCAAAGGAAAAACCCAAGAGGGUGUUACGGACAGGCACGUUUACCGUCACAAGAGAGUUGAAGAAGAACAACCUGACAGACUUCCAAAAACCUUCAGAGGGUCCUACCAGUUGUCAGUUGGUCAGCCUAGAGAUCAAAACACUACCUUGUUCAAGGUGAACAAAGACCUCUGCAAAGAAGACGAAGGUCACAGUAAAGUUUUCAGUGCUUCUGUUCUCCACCAUGAGGGCAAAGCCACCAGAGUUCAUUACUCAGUCGAGGAGGCCAAGCCAGGUUUUCAUUCUCCUUCAGUUGUGACAAAGUUUCCAAAAGAAAUCCAGACAGUUCAGAAGGUUCCUGGUGUUCCAGUAACAGAGGUCCUGCAGGAAUCGUUUAAGAACACAUGUGCUGAACCACAAACAGGUUAUAAGGAGUCUGGAAGUGUUGCUAUGGCCACCAUGAAGGUGCAGAAGACCACAACUGAGGAACCUGUAAAAGAACUGAUCCUAGAUGAGAUGAGAAGAGAGACCAACUAUCUGGUCUUGGGGGUACUUGAAGAAGAGGUACCUGCGAGUGAAUGCGGUAUACAAAUGGUAUCAGACCCCCAGACAGUCCCUUUGAUGGAAGAGCUUAUUGAUGAUGAAGAGAAGGAUGAAGACCUUCUCCAUGAGGUGAUCAUCUCAGCUCCAUUUGGAUCUUCUGCUGAAGUUGUGACAGAAGAAUCCCACAAGAAGUUGUCAGGUGAUGUUGAGGAGAUGGAACAUGUGACGGUUGAAGUUUACAGCCCUGCGGAUAAAAGUGAAACAUCCGAGUGUGACACUUACAAAUCUCUGCAAAAUGUUCCAGAGGAAAAAACAAUGGAUUCUGACAUUACAGAUACAGAGAAUGAAAAAAACAGUGAGACAAUAGUUUCUGCAGAAGUCAUGAUUUCUCAUGAUGCAUCUGGAGCCUCCUCCACUGCAGCCACUAAAGCAGACCGUCCUGUCCCUAUAGUCCCACCAGUUUACCCAGCUCUGAAGAUCCCUCUGCUUCAGGUAGACUGUACCACUCUCACAGAAGAACCUGAAAAAGGUGAAGAUGCUCAGAAGACCGGGCCUGACUUCCCUGAAGGUUUGAGCUUCUUCUAACUCCUCCUGCUGUUUCUUCCUCUUUCAUUUGCAGUAAAGGCUAUCUUGGUGUUGCUAUGGCCGCUGGCUCUGUUUAUGUGGAUGAAGCAGAGAUAAUUUAAUCUCGUCUCUUAUUGAUACAAAUAAUGGUCCUGUCAUUUUUC